Colletotrichum destructivum is the source of this 1716-nucleotide messenger RNA. RefSeq names its product Putative protein kinase. Gene Ontology annotation, biological process: peptidyl-serine phosphorylation; spliceosomal complex assembly; regulation of mRNA processing. Gene Ontology annotation, molecular function: protein serine/threonine kinase activity; ATP binding. NCBI's taxonomy places the organism in Eukaryota, Fungi, Ascomycota, Sordariomycetes, Glomerellales, Glomerellaceae. The record is from RefSeq and is a predicted model, not a curated record. The coding region runs from base 1 to 1257 and encodes 418 amino acids. The transcript has 6 exons.
AUGACGCAAAUCGCAGGCGUCAUCAGUUCCGGCAUGAGACGGCUAAAGUAUAUUCUAAGCCGGUUCGCCAAAACUGCGAAGUCCACACGCGCCAUCCACGAAGAGAGCAUCGCACGAUAUUGCCCCGGAGGCUACCAUCCCGUCCGGAUCGGUGGUGUCUUCGACAACGGCAAGUACAGGAUCGUCAGUAAGCUCGGCUACGGGGUUUACUCCACGGUGUGGCUUGCAUGCAACCAAGAGACGAAGCGCCAUGUCUCCCUCAAGAUACUCACCACCGACUCGUUCGGCGACGGGAACGACACGUCCGAGCUAGAAAUACUAAUGCGCCUGAAAGCUUCUUGUACCGCUUCCCCUAUAUCGCCACCAGGGGCAGCCCAUGUUCUUGGGCUUCUUGACCAAUUUGAGCAUCGCGGACCCCACGGAAAUCAUGUCUGCCUCGUUGUCAAGGCCAUGAGGCCGGAUCUAUCUCGGUUUCGAAGGCUCUUCCCGGAUCUGAAGCUGCCGCCGCCCCUUGUAAAGCGCGUCUCAAGACAACUUCUCCUCGCUCUUGCUCAUCUCCACGACGCAUGCCAGGCCGUAAACACGGACAUCAAGCCGACAAACAUCCUCAUCGAAAGCCCCGCCAUCAACGACAUGUUUGAAAACGCAGCCUCGGAGGCUUUCUCGCCGCAAGACUCCCCGUUGCCGCCGCCGCAGGACUUCUACAUGAGGUCGACACAGGUUUCGUCACACGAAGAGGAUCUCGCCCGGUCUACCGAGCUUUCUGUGCGGCUCACUGAUUUUGGCGCAUCCAGUCGGUUCGACAAGCACCUGACGGAAUGGAUUCAGCCUGACAUGCUCCGGGCCUCCGAGGUACUCGGAGCCGAGUGGGAUUGCAAGGUCGACAUUUGGAAUCUCGGGCUGAUAAUAUGGGAGCUUGCCGAAGGUCGCCUGCUUUUCGACGGGACGUGGGCGCCGCGAGACUCCUACACGCCCGAGGCCCACCUAGCGCAGAUGAAGGCGGUUCUGGGUGCUUUCCCAGAACGAUUGCUGGCUCGGUCGAAGAACCGUGGCCUGUAUUUCGAUAGCAAAGGCAAUCUCAUGAAGCCCUCGACUUUCCCGCCCGUCUCGCUGGAGCAGUUCUCCAAGAAUCCCAACAUCUCGGCGUCCGACAGGACGGGUUUCCUGGAACUGGUCACGGCGAUGACGAGAAUCGACCCGGAUGAACGCCCAGAGGCCCAGACACUCCUGGAAGCUGACUGGCUCAAGGAGGCAUAAGGUUGAUCCCGGGUUGAGUGUGUCAAGUAGUAUGCCUGCCUUGCUGCAAUUGGCGGAUGUGUUUGACGGAAGAGAAGACGAAAAAGAAAUGUUAGUAUCGCACAUAACUUGUCAAGCAGGAAAGAGGAUCCGACCGACCCUCGAAAAAGAGAGGGUAGCCGGUCGAGAAGUGACGCCGUGUGAAGAAUUCGAGGUUCUAGUUUCUGUGGCGGAAGUAUGUUUUGAGCCCGGCAAAGUUGUCCAGCGGCCGAGGCCGAAAGGGGUGGGGAUCCGUCAGUAACCAACAUCCAGUGCAGAUUCGGCCGAGAUCCACUGAAUCCGGAUCCGGGGCCAAGACCAUUCCGAAGAACGGGACGUUUGUCGUUCUUACUCAUCAAGUUGUGCACAUCAUAGGCUCUCCGGCAUGCAGUGGUAUUGUCACGCGUAUGUAGCGGUAGUUGGCAUUGCUGUGUAUAUUGC